AUGGAGGGAGAGCUCAGUUGGGAUAACGGCUCAGCAGUUCUGGAUUGGAUUCGUCGGCAAUUGCUGGAGGACGAUGAUAUCGAUCUGACAGCUUCAAGAUCUCUAGCCACAGAUUCAUCGUCCUCGUCGUCGUCUGUGCCGCCAAGGAGAGGAGCCACUUACAAAGGCGUCAGGAGAAGACCAUGGGGGAAAUACGCAGCGGAGAUAAGAGAUCCCAGCAAGAACGGAACCAGAAUGUGGUUGGGGACCUACGAGACCCCUGAGGAGGCGGCCGUGGCGUAUGACCAGGCAGCUUUCAAGAUGCGAGGCUCCAAGGCUAUGCUUAACUUUCCUCACCUUAUCAGCAGCGCACAAGAGGCACAGGCAGUCAAGGUGUCUAAUUGUGAAAGUGGAUUUAGGCAGCUGGGGAUCCAGCUGCUCCCAGAAGAAAUCGGGUCGGAGCGUAUUCAGAAGAUAAUUGAUGAUAUGGUUAAAGUAAUGAGAUUAGCUCCUGGAGUUGGCCUUGGCCUUGCUGCUCCUCAGAUUGGUGUCCCCUUAAGAGCCUCAUCAUGGUCUUCUUCUUUUGAAAGAGGAAUGAUUAAACCGGUUUUCGUGGUGAUGAUUCAGAUUAUUGUUUUGGAAGAGGAGACUUCUGCUCAAAACAGGCGUCUCUUUGAUCUCAUGGUAAUGGUGAAUCCGGAGCUUAAAGCGAGUAACUUGGGAAAACAAGGCAAACGCUGA
This is a messenger RNA of Brassica oleracea var. oleracea, 720 nucleotides long. Its product is annotated as ethylene-responsive transcription factor 5-like. Bases 1 to 720 code for a protein of 239 amino acids. NCBI's taxonomy places the organism in Eukaryota, Viridiplantae, Streptophyta, Magnoliopsida, Brassicales, Brassicaceae. The record is from RefSeq and is a predicted model, not a curated record. The transcript is spliced from 3 exons. Gene Ontology annotation, biological process: ethylene-activated signaling pathway; regulation of DNA-templated transcription. Gene Ontology annotation, molecular function: DNA-binding transcription factor activity; peptide deformylase activity; DNA binding.